CUGCUGCCAACACACUGACACUGACUCAAUACACAUCAAUUGUCUUAUUUGUUUAUUACAAAGUAAUUCACAGAAAUGCAUAAACAAACAAGGUAAAUGUGGUUACAAGAAAUGAUAGGAGAAUGUGCCCUAGUGGGCUAAACCGGCAUGGGGGUUUGUUGGACAAAGGGGAAGUGAUUGAUUACAAUGUGCGCAUAUGGUCUAGUUGUCAGUGGAAUAGUCUACAAUGUUUUUUCAGAUCAGUACUCGAGGCAGGGGCAUACAACGCAGCAUAGCUUUUAGUAGUUUAACAUUUAUUUUGUAUGUAUUUAUUCAGGUUCACAGUGUGGACCAAACCAAGGACCCCGUACCGAACAGUUCAGUACGAAUACGUGUACCGUUACACCCCUACAACAUAUAUGUUGAACAAUAAUAUUACAAUGUAUACCUUAUCCCUUUUGAUGGACCCAAGAGCCAUAGGUAUCAGCCUACUCUGACACACACAGAUUACAAUUCUGAAGUGUUUACACAACUAAUAUGCGCUAUGACGCUAAUAUUUAUCUUUAACUGUCGGAAAUCCCCUCACACUACAGUUUUUAGUCUCGCAGUAAGAGCUACGAAGCUCAUAUGUGUGAACUCUUCAGAAUUGUAAUCUGUGGAUGUCAGUCAGUUGAUACCCCAUUUCAAUGACCCAAGAUUCAUAGGUAAGGCUAUACAGUGCAUUCAAAAAGUAUUCAGAUCCCUUGACUUUUUCCACAUUUUGUUACAUUACAGCCUUAUUCAAAUAUAUAUCUCAUUAAUCUACACACAACACACCAUAAUGACACAUCAAAAACAGGUUUAGACAUUUAUGCAAAUGUCAAGAAAAAAGGUCACAUUUACAUAAGUAUUAAGACCCUUUACUUUGUUGAAGAACUUUUGGUAGCGAUUACACCCAAGAAGACUUGAGGCUAUGACGCUACAAUCUUGGCACACCUGUAUUUGGGGAGUUUCUCCCCUUCUCUGCAGAUCCUCUCCGGUCCUGUCAGGUUGGAUGGGGAGCGUUGCUGUUCAGCUAUUUUCAGGUCUCUCGAGACUUCGAUCGGGUUCAGGCUCUGGCUGGGCCACUCAAGGACAUUCAGAGACGUGUCCCGAAGCCACUCCUGUGUUGUCUUGGUUGUGUGCAUUGUCCUGUUGGAGGUUAACCUUCUCUGAGGUCCUGAGCACUGUGGAGCAGGUUUUCAUCAAGGAUCUCUCUGUACUUUGCUCCAUUCAUCUUUCCCUCGAUCCUAACUAGUCUCCCAAUCCCUGCCACUGAAAAACAUCCCAACAGCAUGAUGCUGCCACCAUCAGGCCAAAGCACUCAAUCUUGGUUUCAUCAGACCAGUGAAUCUUGUUUCUCAUGGUCUGAGUCCUUAAUAAGAGGCCUUUUGGCAAAUUUUACUGAGGAGUGGCUUCCGUUUGGCCGCUCUACCAUGAAGGACUGAUUGGUGGAGUGCUGCAGAGAUGAUUGUCCGUCCUUUUGAAAGAUUCUCCCAUCUCCACAGAGAUAUAACUAAAAUCAUUGUCAAGUCAUUGGAUAAGUAUUCACCCGCUUUGUUUAGGAAAGCCUAAAUGAGUUCAGAAGUAAAAUGUGGCUUAUCAAAUCACACUAAGUUUUAUAUGUGAAAUAAUAGAGGUUGGCAUUAUUCUUUUUUAUGACUACCCCCUUCCUCUGUCCCACAUUAAAACAGUACAAGUCAAAAGUUUGGACACACCUACUCAUUCCAGGGUUUUUCUUUUUUUUUUGUACUAUUUUCUACAUUGUAGAAUAAUAGUGAAGACACAAACUAUGAAAUAACACAUAUGGAAUCAUGUAGUAACAAAAAAAGUGUUUAACAAAUCAAAAUAUAUUUGAGAUUCUUCAAAUAGCCACCCUUUGCCUUGAUGACAGCUUUGCACACUCUUGGCAGACUUUUGACUGGUACUGUGUAUCUGUAAGGUCCCUCAGGCAAAUAUUGCAUUUAAAGACCAGGGAGCUUUUUAAAAGCCUCAUAAGGAAGGGCAGUGAUUGGUAGAUGGUUAAUAUUAAUAAUAACAGAUCAGACAUUGAAUAUAUCUUUAAGCAUGGUUAAGAUAAUAAUUAUGCUGUGGAUGAUAUAUUAAACCAGACUAAAUUGUCAUUCUGAACUGAGCUGCAUGACAGGAAGGAAACUGUUUCGGGAUGUGAUUUUAAAACAGCUACAGAGUUCAAUGGCUGUGAUCUGAGGAUGGAUCAACAACAUUGCAGUGACUCUACAAUAAUGACUUAAAUGACAGAGUGAAAAUAACAAUUUAAAUAUACAGAAUAAAACAAAUAUUCCUAAACAUGUAUAUGCAUUAAGGCACUAAAGUAAUACUGCAAAAAAAAAACACAACAAAGGAAUAGAUCACUGAGUUAACUGCCUCCUGAUUUUCAAGCAUGGUGCUGGCUCCAGCAUGGUAUGGGUAUGAGUUUUUUAGGAUGAAAAUCUAGGAUGAAAUCCUACAGGACAACCUGUUUGUCUGCUUUACACCAGAUACUGGGAGGGGAAUUCACCUUUCAGUGGGACAAUAAGCCAAAUCUGCACUGGAGUUGCUUACCAAGAAGAACUGUAUGUUCCUGAGUGGUCAAGUUAGUUUUGACCUAAAUCUGCUUGAAAAUCUAUGGCAAGACUUGAAAAUUGCUGUCUAGCCAUGAUCCCCAGCACCUUGACAGAGCUUGAAGAAUAAAAAAUUAAAAAAUGGGCAAAUAUUGUCCAAUACAGGUGUGCAAAGCUCUUAUGAGUUUCUAACGUGGGGGUGAAUACCUAUCUAAUGAAGGUAUAUUAGUGUUAACAUUUUCAUUAAUUCACUUUUUUUUUAAAGAUUCCUCUUCCACUUUGACAUUGGAGUAUUUUGUGUAGAUCGUUGACCAUAAAAGGACAAAUCCAUUUCAAUCCCACUUUGUCACAUAACAUGUGAAGAAAUCCAAGGGAGGUGUAGACUUUAUAAGUAUGCCCCAAUUACAACUGAAGUCUACAGCCACAAUACGAUUUCAAUAGAUUUUUGCUUUAUUUAGUCAAAUUAACUAAUUGUCUUUUAAGAUUAUAUAACAACAUUUAGAACUUGUUUAACAUGAUCUAGUCCAAAUAUGGCCUGAGUCCUCAAUUUGUAUCCGUUUGCACCGCUUUCAAUGGGGGACUUUUAUUUUGAAGGCUGCCCGCAAAUUCCACUAUUGUGGCUAAUCCUUAUUGUGGCCAGCUUCACACUGCCUGGCUAGCUAUACAAAUAUAUUUCUAUUUUUACAAACAUUCUAAGUCAUCUCUGCUAUUUACUAGCUGGGACAGUAAUCUGGGCUGGAUGUCUCUGCAUUGGUGAUGGCAGCACGUCCAGUCAUAUGAUAGCAACUCAAGUGACACUGAGAAAAACAACCGACCUCGCAAACUCUGCAAGCACUCGAGACUCCCAUCCAGAGCGACACACAGAAGCAACCAGGGUCAACGCCCUGCUCAAGGGCACGUCGACAGAUCUCCCACAAGGUCACAAAAUCGUGACUGUGACAGUAUGGCCCAGGGUGGUGUUAUAAUUACCUCUAGAGCGCUCAGUCCCGUGCAUCUCGACUAGAAGCAGACCUGGUGAAGAUGAGCCUGCAUGGUGCUAGUGGGGGCAGUGACCGCUCACGCGACCGCCGCCGCUCCAGCGACCGCUCCCGGGACUCGUCGCACGAGAGGGGAGAGGGCCAGCUCACCCCCUGCAUCAGAAAUGUCACCUCGCCCACCCGCCAGCACAACAGCGACCGUGAGAGGGACGGUGGCUCCAGGCCCAGCAGCCCCCGUCCUCAGAGGAUUUCCCCCAGCAGCUCCAGUAGUAGCGGGGUGGUCAGCAGCCGUAAUAGCAGCCUGUCCAGCACUGAGGGCUGCUUUAAGAGCCUGGGAGUGGGAGAUAUGGUGUUUGUCUAUGAGAAUAGCAAGGAGGGACUGGGCACGGGCCUGGGUACCCGCAGCAUCCGGACCUCAGGCUCCGAGAGGGUCACUCUUAUAGUAGAUAACACACGGUUCGUGGUGGACCCUUCAAUCUUCACAGCACAGCCCAACACCAUGCUGGGCAGAAUGUUUGGAUCUGGAAGGGAACACAAUUUCACACGGCCCAAUGAAAAAGGAGAGUAUGAAGUCGCCGAGGGCAUCAGCUCUACGGUGUUCCGAGCCAUCCUGGAUUACUACAAAUCUGGGAUAAUCCGUUGCCCUGAUGGAAUCUCCAUCCCUGAGCUGAGAGAGGCAUGUGACUAUCUGUGCAUCACCUUUGACUACAGCACCAUCAAGUGCAGAGACCUCAGUGCCCUCAUGCAUGAGCUGUCUAACGACGGUGCCCGGCGUCAGUUUGAGUUCUACCUGGAGGAAAUGGUUGUGUCUCUGAUGGUGGCCAGCGCCCAGAGUGGAGAGAGAGAAUGCCACAUCGUGGUGCUCACUGAUGACGACGUAGUGGACUGGGAUGAAGAGUACCCACCACAGAUGGGAGAAGAGUAUUCACAGAUAAUAUACAGUACAAAACUAUACCGGUUCUUCAAGUAUAUAGAAAAUCGAGAUGUUGCCAAAUCAGUUUUAAAGGAGAGAGGACUGAAGAAAAUAAGAUUAGGCAUUGAAGGUUACCCCACAUAUAAAGAGAAGGUGAAGAAGCGUCCUGGUGGCCGUCCUGAGGUCAUCUACAACUACGUUCAGAGGCCUUUCAUCCGCAUGUCCUGGGAGAAGGAGGAGGGCAAGAGCCGCCAUGUUGACUUCCAGUGUGUCAAAAGCAAGUCCAUCACUAACCUGGCUGCAGCUGCUGCAGAUAUCCCCCAGGACCAGCUGGUCAACAUGCACCCUGGCCCUCAGGUGGAUGAGCUGGACAACCUCCCCAACCAGCCCACUAGCGGAGCCCAGUACAACUACAACAACGACCCCGGUGACCCAGACGCCCCCUCGCCCGCAGUCUGAGGACUGCCCCCUCCCUGACAUCUCCCUCCCCAGCGUACCGCAGCAUGGAGCUAGGAGGGGCAUCAUAACCAUAUUGCCUUGGCACCUCCUCCGCAGCCUUAGAGCCUCAAGGAUCUGGUCGACUGUAAAAACCCUAUAAGGGACUAGACUGGCAAAAGGGCAUAUUUCUCUUAUUUCAUAAAAUAAAAUACUUGACCAAAGGAAUUUCUUUUUCUGUUAAUUGUUUGAAAUAAAUUUAGCAAACCCAAUUAUUUUGUAAUUAUUAUAUAUUGUUAUUGUACAAUGGUUAUUGGGCUGUGCACUGGUGUUACUGUGCUCUCCUCCUGAGUUUUAUGUGCAGUUCUAGGCAUACUUCCUAGAUGGCAAGACUAGUGAAUACUGUAACUGUUCGGGGAAUGGUUGCAGAGCGGGAUGCCUGGCCAUGGAGAAAAUCCUCUGAUUUCAUCACCAUUCAGUGGAAAGUACUGUUGAAUUCCCCUCAGAUAUACUUUGAAUCAUGUAAGGGUUGGUUGACAUCAUAGAAUUGGUGAUGUGAUGCUGUGCUCUGUGCUCCCUAAAUAUUCAGCAUGAUAUAAAGACAUUCAAAUCACA
Oncorhynchus keta (chum salmon) is the source of this 5498-nucleotide messenger RNA. Its product is annotated as BTB/POZ domain-containing protein 10. Gene Ontology annotation, biological process: positive regulation of phosphorylation. The coding region runs from base 3579 to 4907 and encodes 442 amino acids. Gene Ontology annotation, cellular component: cytoplasm. NCBI's taxonomy places the organism in Eukaryota, Metazoa, Chordata, Actinopteri, Salmoniformes, Salmonidae. The record is from RefSeq and is a predicted model, not a curated record. Gene Ontology annotation, molecular function: protein binding. The transcript is spliced from 10 exons.